AUGCAUAGCGUAAGGUUAGCCUUGCGCUGGCUUGUGCUUUAUGACCGUGAUAAAGCUGCUUCCACUGAUGCUGCUGUUCCAACUGCGAUCUGGGCCCAGGAUGCUCGAAACGGAUAUACCUCGUCUUGGCUUGGUUGGUUCCGUGCCCAAAAGGAUUUAAUUGGCAAACGUAGCUUCACCGGAUUCUAUUUAUACGAGGAUCAGUAUGAUGAGAAUCUGCUAAACAAUCUUCCGUUCUCUUGUCAAUCCGCCCUCACCCAGGUGAUCGACUGUCCUGAUGAGGUCCAGAAGUUUCAGAGUGCUAAUUGGUAUGGCGGCUUUGACAAUGACACACUCAGCGGACAGGUUUGUUCUACUGAAUGUGAGGUUUCGAUCAAGUCGUGGUUCUACCAUGUCACCGAGAAUUGCGCCAAUUCCAUUCAGACCAACCUGCCCCUUACUCUCAAAGGUGGUAGGCUCUGGGCUUCGUGGAAUCAGACCUGUGCCAAGGAUCCCGCCACUGGAAACUACUGCGGUGAUAUCCUGAACAAGCAGACAGCGUUUGACGAGUCAAUUAAUGAGCUUUGCUCAUGGUGCAGGGUCGACCGUUACAAACAGAUGCAAUCCACUCCGUACUCCUACUAUGAUGAUGUCUGGCAAUCGCAGCUGAAAGAAAUCAACUCCAAGUGCGGAUUGACUAUUCCUACCAAUAUCCCUGAUCCCCUUCAGCCGGUCAUCGACCCCUAUGAGCCAACAACCGACUUCUGUGCCUCAGAUGUGACGUAUACCACUGCGGAAGGAGACACCUGCGACUCAAUCUCACAGGCCCAUAAGGUUGCCUCCGCUGCUCUGUUCAUGGGGAACGUCAACUUGAAACGUUGCAGCAAUAUUCCUGCAGGCACGAGGCUCUGUAUUCCGUUCAUGUGCGACAAUAUCUACACAAUUCAAUCUAACGAUACCUGCCGUUCUAUCGAGAAGUCACAGAGCGUCGGUUAUCAGGAUGGCCUCACUCUGAAGAAGUACAAUUCUUGGCUCAAUAACCAGUGCACGAAUCUGCAUAUGAAUAGCGACGUUGCCUAUGGACAUGUCAUUUGUCUUGGUCCGCAGGCAGGAACCUCAACCGGUGACGCUCCAUACCCAGAUACCACGACACCAAAAUAUAGCGAUGGGUAUGCCAUUCCAGAGAUUCCACCACCCGACAGCGUACCCGUGGCCAAUGGAACCACCCUACGGUGUGGCAAGUGGCAUAGAGUGACCAAUCAGGAACUAAAAGAAACCUGCACGACUAUCUGUGUUCAGAAAUCGAUUCCUUGGAGUCUGUUCUUGGAAGUAAAUCCUUCCCUAAGCGCGGAAAAUUGCGACACCCAUCUACUUAACGGAACCGCAUAUUGUGUGGGUCCGACAUAUGGAUGGGAUAUUGACUUUGGACCAGACGAUGAAUUUUAG
Molecule: messenger RNA, 1425 nt
Organism: Penicillium longicatenatum
Lineage: Eukaryota; Fungi; Ascomycota; Eurotiomycetes; Eurotiales; Aspergillaceae
Product: LysM peptidoglycan-binding domain-containing protein
Exons: 3
Coding region: 1-1425 (474 amino acids)
Source: RefSeq, a predicted model, not a curated record